This is a messenger RNA of Vigna angularis (adzuki bean), 975 nucleotides long. Its product is annotated as embryonic abundant protein USP92. NCBI's taxonomy places the organism in Eukaryota, Viridiplantae, Streptophyta, Magnoliopsida, Fabales, Fabaceae. The record is from RefSeq and is a predicted model, not a curated record. Bases 12 to 809 code for a protein of 265 amino acids. The transcript has 3 exons.
UCACAGAAAAAAUGGAGUUUGGACAUCUAAUCUUUUUAGCUUUUUUAUGUCUAACACUCAGAAAAAUCGAUGCCUCGCAAUCUGCCAAAGAUUACUGGGAUUCUGUUUUUCCAAACACGUCAGUGCCGGAGCCUCUCCAAGAUCUAGUGUUUCCUCCAAAGAAAACCAAUUUGCCGAUCAAAGUGAAUGAAGAGAAGCAAUAUUGGACUCUCUUUUUUGAACACGACCUUCAUCCUAGAAAGAUGAUGCGUUUGGGUCUUCACAACUAUUCUGAUACAAAGCCAUCCACAAGAACAACAAGCCAACCCUUUGGUGCAUGGUUACAAGCAAAAAUAUCAGAGAAAUAUAGUCUUGAUGAGGUUUGUGGGAAAGCAGCUGGUAAAGGAGAACACAAGUUUUGUGCAGCAUCGUUGGAAUCAAUGAUGGGUUUUGCCAUUUCAAAGCUUGGGAAGAAUAUAAGGGUGGUUUCAAGUUCCUUUGACGAGAAUCAUGAUCGAUACAGCGUUGAGGAAGUGAAGAAAGUUGGAGAAAAAGCUGUUAUGUGUCAUAGGCUGAACUUUGAAAAGGUUGUGUUUUAUUGCCACCAAGUCAAUGCAACAACAACUUAUAUGGUUCCAUUGGUAGCGUCCGAUGGAGCCAAAGCUAAGGCACUAACCAUUUGCCACCAUGAUACAAGAGGCAUGGAUCCUGUUGUGCUUUAUCAAGUUCUCAGAGUCAAGCCUGGAACUGUACCUGUUUGCCAUUUUGUUGGCAACAAGACUCUUGCUUGGGUACCAAAUCUAGGAACAAAGGAAUCUUGUUCUGCCUAGAUGUUAUAUAUAUAUCUAAACAUGUUUAAUCUAUGUUAGUUUCUUAUGAACAAUAAUGAAGUACUUUCAUGUGGGUGUUCAUGUUGUAACAUGAGUUGUGUUCAAAGUGAUGUCUAUGCAUAUGAAAUGGUUCUGUGUUUCAAAUGGAUUAUUGUAGUUUUAACCU